GGACGCGGACUCGGCAGUGGUGGCUAGAAGCGGCGCGGGAAGGACCUGUGCGUCUUUCACGUAGCGGCUGUGGGCGCCGGUGAACGGAGUGAGCUGCUCUUCGUUAUCGACUCGCUGUCGGGAAGGCGUUUCUUGGUGGACUCCGGCUCUCAAGUCAGUUUGCUUCCCCCGUACACACGGACAAGGCGGCCCGGGGCGGCGGGCCUCUAUUAAGUGCCGCGAAUGGCUCAUCCAUCAACACGUUUGGCACUGUUUGUUCCCAUGGGUCGUUUGCCACAUUUCCAUGCAAGACAGGGGGAUUUGGACCCUUGACACAGGCUAACUUUUUGACGUCGGGUGACGUUUUUCAGCGUCUGUUGGCGGAAUUUCCGGCCUUGAUCACACCAUCUUUUUCUACCGCGGAUACCUUACAUCAGGGGUGUCCAAACUUUUUGCAAAGAGGGCCAGAUUUGGUGUCAGAAUGUACUGUCUGCCAGGCGGCUCAGCAUACCAUAAAGCAGAAUGUCCAACAUACUCUCAUAAAGACCCUCAAUAACAAGAUGUCUCCUUGAAUAGUCUGACUCUGCAUUUCUGAACAGACCCUCAAUAACAGGAUGUCUCCUUGAAUAGUCUGUGUCUGCAUUUUCAACAUUCUGUGUCUGCAUUUUCAAGAUAUGCUUGUAGUAAAACCCGGCCUCCAUUGUAAUGGGCCACGCCUAACUCUUAAAUAAAAGGACGGAGAGCAGAGACUGUUUUCAGAGUGCGUUGGGGAUUUGUUACUGAACAGUCUCUGAUCCACUCUCCUUGCAAGCUUAAUACUCACGUCUUUGUGUCUUCUUUUACAGUUGGUGAUAAUGUUUUGGGCUUAACCCUAACAUUAACUUGGUCCUUCGAGCCGGAUUCCAACAUACCUGACGAUUCCAGCGGGGGAGAGAGAUCCAGGCAAGUCUGUGGCCACAGCGAAAUAUACCCUUUCCGGGACUGGUUCCUCCCUCUCGGGCUGGGAUCUGAAGGUUGACGGAGAUCCAGGAACACGGAGACGUGUGAGUAAAUAUUUCACUUAAAAAGGGAAUGUGUGAAAAGUGAAAUAGAAUACCGGUAUUCAAGGGGUGACAAGUUAGGCGAUAAGGUAUAAAAACCCUGACAAUUCUAGACUCUAUCAGGUAAAAGUAAAGACCAGUUAAAGUCCGCGCGAGGGCAGACUCGCCUGUUGAAAAGGAUACAGUUAAAUUCUGCAAGGGCGGCGGCGUCCUCUGGCAUAAAGGAAAACGCGUUAAAAGGUGUAUGCUGGCAAAAGGAAAACGCGUUAAAAGGUGUAUGAAUAAGUAUAUGUGAGUGUGAUUGGGAGUAAGAAAACCACUAGGUGUUGAACUCCAUACCAAACAGUGAGAUUGUAAGUGGUGACUUGUUGUGGAUGCAAAGGCAAGAAUUGUCCGCCCUCACUGGGGUAGAAGUUUGACAAUUACCACAAUAAGGCAUCGAUCACCACCUCACUAAGAACAUCCCCAACUAUUAGGACUCCCUAGGAGCACUCGUCAUAGUUGGGACCAAAUUGCCAAAAUGGGAAAAGGGCAAGGUAAACAACGUAAAAAAGUAAUAGACAGUCUAGAAUGCAAAGAUUGGAUAAUGGUAGAAAAACAGGAUCCAGAUGCGUUAAAACCAUUACCGUAUUGGAUAAAACAAUACGAUUUUAAUGGCAAACUGUCUACGGCAGGAAUAAAAGACUUACAGCAAAAAAUCAGAAACAAAACUAACUGUAAGGAAAAACAAAUGAAUAGAGAAGGCAUUCAGCAUACUUACGUAUGGAUGAAAAUAGCAGGACAGAGAGAGACAGGAAAAAAGAAUAGACAAAAAGAGUACAGGGUGGCAGAAAAAUAGGAAAAAAAAAUCCAACAGGAUACCCAACAGUACCUGUUGUACCGCGGAUGUGAUAUCACAAAAACAAACAAAAAAAAUAGUAAUAAAAAAUAAAUAAAAAUAAUAAAAAACUCAGCACAGGUGAGCAUGUGACCUGUUGUGCCGAAAAGACAAUCUAGAAAAGAAAAAUAAUCCGUAGAGCAGGCUCUACGCCGUGUCUCACCAGGCACGAAGAGAAAACAAAAAAAUGGCUUAUGGUAUACCACUUUAAUCGUAAAUAUUAGUGUAUGUGUGUCUGUUAGUUAUUGGUGCCCUUCCUGUCUCACGCAGGACACACCCCUUUUGCUUCAAAAUGAAUUAAGAAGUAAAAAUUACUUAAGGGCCAAUAUUAGUUAUAUAUAACACCAAAAUAUUUGUGUUUGGGCAUAUCAGCACUACCUGGGAGCCCUUUACUUUUUUUUGAGUAGAAUAUUUUUGAUGUCAAUGAUUCCGUUCUUCAUGUGUCUUUUCCUAAAAGAGACAAUGAUGAAUGGAAGACUGUGGGCCUUUUUGUAAAUGCAUGCUAUUUUACAUUUGAUUGAAAAUGCAAAAACUAGACACCUUCAAUGCGGAAGACAUUUAAAAGUAUUUUCAGGAUAGUGGACCUAAUGGAGGAAGAGGAAUAUAUGUAUAUAGAGACCGAAGUCAAGGGCAUGGCCGAGGAGACAUUUACAAGAUAAAAUAGAGUGACAAUAUUUAUUAACCGGUGAAGAGGAGGAGUACUUAAACGGUAUUCCCGAAACACUAUGGUCAAAAGGACCAUCGGACGUAGGAUUAAUUAAGGGAACAUUACCAGUACAGAUUAGAGCAAAAACUGAACACAGACCUUGUGUGCGUCAAUACCUGUUGAAACCAGAUGCAUAUGAAGGAAUAAAACCUGUGAUUGUUGAAUUUAUAACAGCUAAAAUAAUAAUUGAAUGCCCAGAUUCACCGUGUAAUACACCCAUUUUUCCGGUUAAAAAGACUCCCCCUUCUGUUGGUUGGAGGUUGGUACAGGAUCUAAAAGAAGUAAAUAAUGCAGUAAUUCAGAGGGUGCCAUUUGUACCUGACCCACAUACUCUUUUGAAUUCUUUAAGGUCAGACGCUACAUACUUUAUGGUAGUAGACAUUAGUAAUGCAUUCUUUUCAGUUCCAGUAGAUAAAGACAGUCAAUUUUGGUUCGCUUUCUCUUUUAGAGGGAAGCGAUAUACAUUAUUGUCACAACCGCAUAUACAACUCGAGAGAUGCACUACCCUCAACCCAGCUACUUUGAUUCCACUUCCUGAUGACGGACUUCAGCAUAGUUGUCAGGAAUUGGCUGAACAGUCUGCUAAAUGUAGGACAGAUCUGAUUAACAUACCUUUACCUGAUGGAGAAGUGUUAUUUGUUGACGGAUCAUCAAAAAGAAAUGAACGAGGUAAAGCAUUGACAGGUUAUGCAGUCGUCACUUUAACAUCAGUGCUAAAAGCAUCUCAGUUGCCCAGCAAUUAUUCUGCACAAGCAGCAGAAUUAGUAGCCCUGACUGAGGCCUGUAAAUUGAUGAAGAAUAAAGGGCAACUAUUUACACAGGCAGACAAUGGACACAAUGUUUAGACUUGGUUAAAUUGCACAUCAACAUAACCAGUACCAACGGGUUAACACCUUAUGAAAUCAUGUUUGGACGACCUUAUAGAUUACCAUAUUUUAAAAAUGAUUGGGAAACAAAUGAAGAUAGUAAUCUAGCGGAUUACAUGAGAAAAAUGUUGCAAAGUGUUGGCCAAAUAGACAAACCAAACAAUGAUGAGCAAACGUCAUCCAUUUCUCCAUAGGAGGACCAACUGGUAGAACCAGGAGAUUGGGUACUGAUUAAAAGCAUCAAGAAGAAGCAUUGGUACUCACCAAAGUGGGAAGGACCUUAUCAAGUCUUAUUAACCACACCGACAGCUGUAAAAAUAGCAGAACGUAAUACUUGGAUUCAUUUGAUUCAUUGCAAAAAGAUUUUAAAUCAUGAUUAAAUUAACUGCUUCUAUUGUGAUUUUUAGUGUAGGGGUACUUAUGUGCGUUAUCACCAUAGCAUUGUGGUACUUAUUGUAAAUAAGAUAAAUAAAAGAUAACAGAAAAGGGCUUGUUGGAAGGGUCUCAGGGUUUCCUACCGUCCUGCAAGGUAAAGUCCGACUACAAAGGGGGCUGCACUUUUAGUGUGUAGUCGUCUCAAACCCGGUGAAGAUUGUCCACAGCCUUGUAGGACUUUAGGGGAAACCAGGGGAUACCUGAAAACAUGGCUCAAGUUAAAAUGAAAUCAGGAGUAACGAUAAUAUUAACAACGGCACUUGGACUAAUUAUUAUCGGAAUUAGCCUGUUACUUCAUGAGCAGUUACAAAUACAACAGCCUGGCAAACGAUACUCUGAGCUAAACAUGAAACAAAAUCUCACGGACCCUGCCUGUGGUCAACAUCAGCAUGUCAGUCUACUCAGAGUAUGCAUUCCACAAAAUAAAACCACAGUAAUCACCCUAACUGUUAAUCAAUUGCGUCACAAGGGAGUAUACGCUACACCAGAUAAAAAUCCUUGGUAUAUGAUUAAUGAUAGAGAAGGGAGUUGGGAGACUUUAGUGGCAGACCCCCCGGGUUAUAAUUGGACAUCAUAUACUACGACCAGAUAUGCUAAACAUCAAAGGCCACUUAUGUCACUUAUCGAAAAGAACAAUGGCAGAACCUUAAUUUUAACCGUAAAUCUGAAGUCAGGAAAACUCUUAGACCCAGAUCCGCCCCAAAAUACUUCGUGUGUGUGGCUUGGAUGUACCUGUUGGGAAUUUUUGUUGUGUCAAUGGAGAACAGGAUAUGAUACAUGUUACCCAAUCCAGUUAUGUCAAACGUUUACGGCCAAUCUAAAGAAACCGGAAUUAACUAAAGCAACGAGUAGAGCAGGGGUUACAGUGCUUCAAACUACUGAUGAUUGGUUCCAAGUAUUUACUGGAGUUUCUGGUCAAAGCAACAACUGGCUACUCAUGGCAGAACAAGCUGCAAACACCACAGGCCAGGACUGUGUGGUUUGCAUGGGACCAAGACCGCUACUGCAAAUAGUUCCCUCUGUUCUGAACAAAGAUUGUCUCGUGCAGGUUAUGACCAAGACCAACCCUACAGGAAGUUGUACCAUGUAUGAUAGAGUGUUUCCCCUUACAGGUCCAGAGAAGAAGAAACCACUGUUUUCCAGUCAAGUUGCAAUGGGUAAUUUCACGUGUAUCCACAGAACUGGAACCGGCACAAUAUUGGGUUCAUUGAACGCUUCUCAAUGUGCUGAAACUGAAACUGUUGAUGAACAUUUUACACCCUUAUCACAUAGUGACAUAUGGUGGUGGUGUGGAGAUAAUGCUAUCUAUGAUAAGUUACCCUUCAAUACCACAGGUUAUUGUGCAUCAGUUACCUUGAUCUUACCUGUUCAAAUAUUUCAGAUAACAGCGGGAGAAUUAUUGACUACAUUUGAUACUAUACUUCCACACUUAUGGACUAGGACUAAAAGAAGCUUGGGAUGGAGUGAAAAUGAUCCAACAUAUAUAGACGCUAUAGGCGUUCCGCGAGGUGUUCCUGAUGACUACAAGCUGGGUAAUCAAAUAGCAGCAGGAUUUGAAUCUUUGAUUUGUUGGUGGUGCACGAUUAAUAAAAAUGUAGAUAGAAUCAAUUACAUCCAUUACAAUGUUCAGAAGCUAGGAAAUUAUACUCAAGAUGGUUUUAAGGCUAUACAUGAGCAAUUGUCAGCUACGUCCUUGAUGGCUUUCCAGAACCGCAUUGCUCUUGACAUGUUACUGGCGGUGCAGUAAAAAAAAACCCCAGUAUACUGGGUUUGCUGAUUUCUUCAGUAAAUGGAAGCCACUUUUAAUGACGAUUGCAUUGGCAGUGACAGUUUUUGUCUGCAUUCUGGCAGUGUGUGGAUGUAUUUGUGUUCCUAUCAUUCGCAGAAUAUGCACCCAGAUGAUAUCCUCUGCUAUUUCACCUAUUCAGUUAAAUGUGCAGGAACUGUACACUCUUAUUCCACAAAAUGAUGUCGGAGAAGACAGUUUUAACAUUCCUGAUCUUUUCCCCAAUCCAGGUGACUAUGAGAAGCAACCUUCCCUCUAGGUGUAACUUUUUCUUAUAUGUUUAUGAUUUUAUGAUCGAAAAUCCUCGUGAAGUGAUCAAUGAAUGAAGUUCUACGAUGAGUAAAUAGGAUAAACAGGAGGGAAAUGUUGGAAUAAAACCUGUAUUCACAUUAUACUAGCUUGCUUCAUAUUAUCCAAGUUACUUUUUCCAUGCAUAUAGCUCACAUAUCUUUUGUAUGACUCUGCAUUUCUGAACAGACCCUCAAUAACAGGAUGUCUCCUUGAAUAGUCUGUGUCUGCAUUUUCAACAUUCUGUGUCUGCAUUUUCAAGAUAUGCUUGUAGUAAAAACCGGCCUCCAUUGUAAUGGGCCACGCCUAACUCUUAAAUAAAAGGACGGAGAGCAGAGACUGUUUUCAGAGUGCGUUGGGGAUUUGUUA
Doryrhamphus excisus (bluestripe pipefish) is the source of this 6346-nucleotide messenger RNA. The record is from RefSeq and is a predicted model, not a curated record. NCBI's taxonomy places the organism in Eukaryota, Metazoa, Chordata, Actinopteri, Syngnathiformes, Syngnathidae.